Molecule: messenger RNA, 7534 nt
Organism: Brassica napus (rape)
Lineage: Eukaryota; Viridiplantae; Streptophyta; Magnoliopsida; Brassicales; Brassicaceae
Product: probable mitochondrial-processing peptidase subunit alpha-1, mitochondrial
Exons: 8
Coding region: 796-1545 (249 amino acids)
Cellular component (GO): mitochondrion
Molecular function (GO): metal ion binding
Source: RefSeq, a predicted model, not a curated record
ACCUUACAUGCUUUCUCCGACGCAGAUUGGGCUGGAGAUUCCGAUGAUUAUGUCUCCACCAAUGCAUACAUUAUCUUCCUUGGAUCACAAACAAUUUCCUGGACAUCCAAAAAGCAGAACGGCGUAGCGAGAUCUACUACUGAAGCUGAGUACCGCUCAGUAGUAAACACGGCAUCUGAGCUACGCUGGAUUGUUUCACUACUCAUGGAACUUGGUGUUCCUCUCCACUUGUGUCUUACUGUCUACUGCGAUAACAUAACCAAACCUUAGACUACCACUUUGUACGCGGUCAGAUACAACAUCGACUCCUACGUGUGACACAUGAUCAGCUGGCUGAUGGUUACCAAAACCACUAUCCCGAGCUCCUUUUCAGACAUCGAAAAUCAAGAUCGGUGUUACUGACAUCUUAAGGGGGCACAUUAAGGAAAGACUACAGACUCAAAAGACCUCUAUGUAAUUACUCAUUAGUGUGAAUAACGUACUUGUAUCUUUCCUAUACUUAAUAAGAUAUUCAUUCUCCCGCCUAUUCUCUCUCUCUCUCUCUCUUCCUCCACUCGGUACUCAAUUAUCUCCGAUUUAGGGUUUCCACAGUCGCCAUGUAUCGCACGGCAGCUUCACGAGCCAAGGCUCUCAAGGUUACUUCAGCUGGUUGACUAGUGGGGAUACUCUGGUUCGAUAACUUCAUUGUAUGUGCCACUGGAGGGUGUAUUUCAACCUCCACCACUCCCCGGCCACGUUGAGCCUAGCAAACUUAAGAUCACUGCUCUUCCAAAUGGUCUCAAAAUCGCCUCACAUAUGUCUCCCCUACGUAAGAUGAAGGUAGAGAUAGCAGAGCUUGCAAAGAACCCUAUGGGUCUCCUCAUGGAGGCCGUUCACACAGCUGCUUAUUCCGGUGCAUUGGCAAAUCCUCUGUACGCCCAUGAGUCUGCUUUGGAUAGAUUGAAUGGGGAACUCUUGGAGGAAUUUAUGACUGAGAAUUUCACUGUUGCACGUAUGGUACUGGCGGCAAGUGGAGUUGAACACGAGGAACUUUUACAAGUUGCUGAGCCAUUAACUUCUGACCUUCCUAAUGUACCUCGUCAAGUGGAGCCGAAAUCUCAGUAUACUGGUGGAGAUUUUCUCCAACAUACUGGUGGAGAUUUUCUCCAACAUACUGGUGGAGAGGCUACACACUUUGCGCUGGCUUUUGAGGUUCCUGGCUGGAAUAACGAGAAAGAAGCAGUCAUCGCCACUGUUCUUCAGAUGCUCAUGGGAGGAGGCGGCUCAUUCUCAGCUGGAGGCCCUGGAAAAGGAAUGCACUCAUGGCUAUAUAUGUCUCUAGAGUUACCAAAGAGGAUUUUUAAGGAGGGCGAGGAGCCCCAAGUGACUCAUAUCAAUAACAACUGCAGGAUUGAAUACAUUAUGCGAAAGUUCACUGAGUGGUUGCCAAAGGAGUUGGAAGUUGUGAAGAAAGAUCCGGUUUUUCUCAGAUCUUUAAGCUCCAUAAGAAUGGCCUUGGGUUCUCCGCGAGAGUGGUACACAGCUUCUUGUGUAGGGAGCUGGUGACUUAAAAAUUGCACGAGCUUUGGUUUGUCUUUGCGAGGAGACCACUCCGAUUUUCAUUACGAGAAUUCCACGCAGUAACCGGGUUGAGUGCAAUACUCGUAUCUCUCUUAAGGAGUUCGAAGGUUGGAAAUAUGACGGUGGUUUCUGGAGCAAUGUGUUGAGGAGAAAAGAUGGAACAAUUACACUCUUCAACCUGUAGAAUAAGGACAAGGAAGCUGUUAAGAAGUGGAAGAAUGCAGAUCGCAUACGACUGAUCUAUCUGGCCAUCAUUCUUUGUGUGGUUUUAGCGAGAGAUGAGAAGGCUAAUAUCCCCCUCAAAUACAUCAAGGUGGUCAUGGAUCUUGAGAAGGUUCGAAAGUAUCCUUGGGGAGUUGCUGCUUAUGACCUUCUCUACAACUCAAUAGCUAAAACUCGUGACAACCUGAAGGAUAAGACUACUAGUUAUGUGUUGGAUGGAUUCUCGUACGCCUUCCAGAUUUGGGCAAUGGAAGCUGUACCAAAGAUUGGGAAGCUUUGUAGAAAAAAACUUGACAAAGGUUUCACGAACGGUCCUAGAUGCAUAAACUGGAUGGGAGCUGGAAAAGUGUCAUAUGAGGAGAUCAUUCGGUUGGAGCAAAUACUGACACCUGAGGAUGACAUCUAUGCAUAUAUCGACUGGAGAGGAAAUUAUGAUGUAGUCCAAUCUGAUGCUUUUCGCAGAGAUGAUGAUGUGGAGGAUGAUAGAGUCAAGAACCUGAUGGAGUUGAUAAGAACAUGACAUGAUUUUAAUGACCAUAUUUGGGAAAUCAAAGAAGCUCCAGAGGUUUGUUCAGAUCUUCAUGAUGAAGCACAUGUGAAUGAUGAAUCGGCUGUGAAUGAUGAAGCGGCCGAGAGUGAUGAAGACUACCAUACUCCAAAAGGAUCAAAGAACCUAGACGCUACAUCAAGAAGGGGUAAGAAGAGGCUUCCAGAUUGUGGUAUGGAAAAAAGGAAGCAUAAGGUUCUCUCUACUGGACCUAAGCAAGCGGCUUUUAAUGAAGACAUGAAGGCUUUUGUGGCACAGUUGUUUGAGCAGAGUUUCUCUGAAAUGGAACAUCGGCUACAAAGACAGAUGGCUGAGACAUUUGAGCAAAUGAGGACAAAGCUUAAAGAUUCACGGAAGGAAGCAAGCGUUGACGUUGACGUUGAGCUCGGAGAGCCUUUAGCGAAGAAGCCUUCACCGAGCCAGCCACCAUUGAGGAGGUCCACACGCGGGGUAAAGAAACACUAGUCUUCACCACUCUCUUGAAUGUUAUGUUGUCUUGUUUAUUAGGUUGUUUGCGUUUCUGUUUGUCUUACUGUCAUCUAUGAUAUCGGCCUGAAUUUUGUGGUGUUUUAUAAGGUCUCGGUUUGUAAGUGUGCUUGGUGUGUUAGUGUCCUUGGUUUGUAAGCGUGUAGUUUGAAAUUUAUGUAAAAUGUUGGUGUGUAAAUUAUUAGAACUUUUUAUAAAAUGUUAAUGUAAUGGAUUUGUUUGUGCUUAAGUUGUUAAUUGAUUAUUUAUCCUAACAUAACAUGAAGCAUCCCAGAGUUCAUUUGAUGUGAAUUUUAGCCAAGCAGAUGGUAUCAUUCCCGAGAUAGGUACGCAAGGCGUUGAAGGGAUUUCUCUGACCUCGUAUGUGCCCGGCUUUGAUCCAUCUCAGACCAAUAAGGGAGAUGAGUGGUGGACUCCAAGGACUUCAGUCCGAGAUUCAAUAGCUCCACUACCGUCACAUUGGGAGAAAUGGAAUAAAGGAAAAGGACUUCAGCUUACUGAUUCACCAUUGCGCACAGAUGGUUCUCCGCAGUCGUCACUGUAUUAUUGCUUCGAAGAAUCAUGGAUAGGAUUCACGGAAUGGGUUAAGAAAGCAAAACCUUUACCACUUGGUCUGUCAAUGUUAAAUUUUUCUAUAGCUACAAGGAUAGUAAGUCCUGGACAAUGGCUUGGCAACGAGGUAAUGUUUUCUUGUACUAAUUUGUUGAAUUUAUCUUUGUAACACAUCUUCGUUGCUACAUUAGUUUAUUUUCGUUGGGAAUAUUCAGGAAAUGAAUGCAGUUAUGUUUAUAUGGCGAGUCAACACAACUUUGAAGCGUUGGGCUCCAAGCCGUGUUGCUUUCUUGAAUGCUAUGUUCUGCCUCCAAAUCGACGAUGCAUACAACAAGUUCUUUCCUAACAAAAAAACGUAUGAAUUGCCUGAUUUUCUUUGGUACGGCAGAUGAGAGCUUCCAUCUCAUGGGCGGACUGAUCAAGUUUGGGGUGUCGAUGUUGAUCGUCUCUACUUUCAUUUGUUUGUAAAUGGUAAUCAUUCACUCCUCUACACGUCUUAGUUUUCAGUUGGGUUUCAUUUACAAAUUUAGUAUUGUACUAUGCAGGUAAUCACUGGGUUGCCGUCUGCAUCAACAUUAUUGAAAAAAGGGUGGAAGUCUUUGACUGCGGUGGGGGAAGGAAUUGACAAUACGUUGAGAAGUUUGCUGCUAUGAUUCCUAGGAUAGUGAAGGCUGUUGCACCACCUGAAAGACAGAAGCAGGUACUCCUCGCAUCAUAUUCAAUCGUGGAUGUGCCUAUGAAGACGAGAUUGAACAAGUCUUGUUGUGACUGCGGUGCAUACGCACUCAAGCACUUGGAAUGCCAUCUGCUUGGUAUUGACCUCAGUUUAUUGGAUGAUGAAAUAAUAAUGGGUUGCAUACAGAAGAUUGGUGUGGAUUUAUGGGAGGCUGCACACGAUCCCAUUUACGCUGAGGCAAUGACACGAUAUGUACCUUCAGCAUGGGAGAGAGAAGGGGUCUUUGACCUCGAAGAUUGAUUAUGUAUCUAAUUAUGUAGAAACCUCUAGCUUUUGUUUGGAUGAAAAUUUGUGACAACUCUAGCUUUGGAUUUUCGAGGAAUUAUGUGACAAUUCUAUCUUUGUUUUUGUAGGAUUUUUAGUUCUUCUAAUUUGAUUUUCUGAACAAAUUGAUCUUCUAAUUUGAUCUUUGUUUGAUUUUCUGAACAAUUCUAUCUUUAGUUCUUCUAAUUUGAAUUUAAGUUCUUCUAAUUUGAUCUUUGUUUGUGUACUACAUGAUCAUAAAACCUGAGGAUCAAAAACACAUUCAGAAUAUAUCUUUCAUUCAUAAACCAACCUGAAACCCUAAAUAAACCCUAAACCUUAAACCCUAAAUAAACCCUAAACCUUAAACCCAUAACCUCAAAUAUACCCUAAACCCUUAACUCUAACCAAAGUCAAAAUCAUAACCCCAAACACACAUGACAUCUAUUUAUUCACUAGUAAUGUAAAUUUAUACUAAUUAUCAUAUGAUCAAUUGUCAGACCACUUUCUUUGUUCCAUGUUUUGAAACUAAUUUAGAGGAUUCGAAGACAAAGUACAUACGUUUGGUAGGUUGUUUUAGUCGUAUAUUUUGUGAUUAUUUCAUGAUCUACCUUUGGUAGAAUACACAUUAUAGAAGUAUGAAACGACGUCGUUUAGCUAAUUAUUUUGACCUAUCCCCUUUUCUUCCUCAUUCUUCCUCGACAGAGAGAAUAACAGCGGCGAAAAUUUGGAGAUCGACUCUAUCAUGUCUUCGGCCAAUUCUUCAUCCACUCCAACAGAUCGAGUCGCCAAACAACGUGGAAUUCCCACGAGAUGCAAUUGCGGUGAGGCAGUGUCUCGUUUCACUUCAAACAGAGUUAAAAAUCCAGGAAGAUUAUUUCAUCGUUGUCCGAUGGGAUCUGAGAAGGUUAGUCUUAUGAUCAUGGAACUUUUUCUUUGUUUCAAUCUAACUGUUUAUUUGAUGUUAAUGAUGAAGGACAAAAGCCACUUAUUCAAAUGGACUGAUAAGUCGGUUGUUGAGGAAAUUGAAGACUUCCAGGACCUGUUUGACGUGCUGCUUGUUGACAAUAUCGAGUUUUAGAAAUCAGUGAGAGUUGGUGAGGCCAUGAUGAAAGGCCAUGAGAGUAGAAUUGAAGAGAUGGAAGAUGCAAUUGCACAUUGUGAAGAGAAGAUUAGAGAAUGCAUUAGGGAAUUAAGGAUCAUAAAAGCUUUGUUUGUGUGUUGGUUGGCGAUGGUCUUCAUGUACCUUGCAUAUGCAUGAUGUUCAUGUGAUGCCCCAAAUUGUUGUUUUUUUCAAACAAGUUUAAGACUAUGUUUCUUGUUAUUUCUUGGUGAUUAUCAUCUACUAGAACCAAUAAUUUUGCAAAAAACAAAUUGUCACAAACAUAGAUCGAUUAGUCUCAAGAGUUUAGCAAAUACUAAAUAGUCAAAUAGUUAAAAAGAAGAUCACUAUGUUUCAAGAUCAAUAAGAAACAAAACAGAGGCAGCAGAACACACAGAACAAACUAGAUGGGUAAAUCACAUGUUCCUCUCUUGUGUCAUUCGGUACCACAACGACUGCACUUGUGCUUUUUAUUCUUUCUUGAUCCUUGAGAAGAUUUUAUCUUGUCUUCUACUGAUUCAUACCUUCUCUUUAUUGGCCGACCAGCACUCUUUCUUAUCUCUGGUGGUCAAACCUUAGCAAGUUUAACCUCAGUAGGGACAUUCCAUUCACAUUCUGGAACUGCUAUUGGAUUAAUGGAUUCCGCAUAGGCGGUUCUCCACGCUGCAGUGGUGUAUAAGCCGUCAGUAAAUCUGUGCACUUCCAUGCCUGUACCAACAAAAACGUGAUUGAUUAGAGUCGAUAUGCUGAAAUUAACAAAAAUAAAUAUGUCCCAAGUUCAUGUGUUCAUACUUCCAUACCUCGUGAAUAAAUGGCAGGAAUGGCGUGUCGGCAAGGAAUUUUUUCUAUAUUGUACUUCCCACAUGUGCAUGUUCUUCUUUCCAAAUCAAUAUGACAAUCAUAUAUGUCUCCUUUCACAAGCGAUUUGAAGUCGUCAACUUUGUAGACUUGAAAGCCUUUUGCCUUCACAAUUCUCCUAUCAAUCUUUUUCUCCACCUUAGUGGAUAAUGAUCAAAAUGCUUAGAGCUUACCAAGCGACACUCAUAGAACCAUCGAGUCAACAAUUCUCUUAUACUAUCUAGCAAAGGAAUAACCAGAUAUUCUCUAGGUAUUCUCAGAACUGAAUUUAUCGACUCUGCAGGGUUUGUGGUCCUAAUGUCAUACCUUUCACCAGGGAAGAGAGAACGAGCCCAUUUGCGAACAUCAGCCUCCCGUAGAUAUCUUCCAAGCUCAGGACUCAUUUCAAAAAUUUCGGUGAUACGUUCCUGAAAUUCAGUGUACAUAUAUGCCCGUGAAGCCUUUUCCACCAAGGCAGUCAACCCUUUUGUCUUGAAAAAUGCAACCACAUUGGUCAACAAGUAAUGAAUGCAAAUUCCAUGUGCUGAUUGAGGGUAGACAGUCCCAAUCGCUUUAGAAAUAGACGCAUUUCUAUCUGAGACAAAAGCUAGGUCUUGACAAUCAGCAAUAACCACUUUCAACUGUCUGAAGAACCACCCCCAUGAAUCGUCAUUCUCCGAAUCAACAACCCAAAUGCAAUCGGAUACAAAUUAGAGUUACCAUCUACAGUAGUAGCAACAAGUAGAACUCCUCUGUAUUUAUUUUUCAGAAAAUUUCCAUCAACAACAAUCACCCUUCGCAUUGCAUUGUAGAAUCCUCUAACUGAUUGCCCAAAUGACACAAAUAGAUACAUGAAUCUUCCCUUCUCAUCAGUUUCAUAGUGAGUAUGCGUACCAGGAUUAGCUUCUUUAAUCAUAUGCAAAUAUGCUGGGAUUUUAGCAUAACUGCGAUCUGGUAUACCUCUAGCAGCUGCAAUAGCAAACUCACGAGCUUCCCAAGCGUGCCAAUAAGUAAUCUCACAACUAUGCUCCAAUCUCAUAAAUUGAAUGAUGUCAUUUUCUUUUGGGCCAUCGUUUGCAUUAUCAAAUCGAUGUUAUAUCAGAGUCCCAAUUGUUCUUGCCGAUGUUGUUUUUCCGAAUUUCCUUUUCUUUGAAGGAGCACAUGAAUGUCUUCCCUCGCACUGGUUGAUCAUGAAAUAUGUAGACCCAUCUAUACCUUCUGCACGCACAGUCCAGUUGCACAAUGCAUC